Messenger RNA from Cladocopium goreaui, 1120 nucleotides. The record is from the annotation of a GenBank genome assembly. NCBI's taxonomy places the organism in Eukaryota, Dinophyceae, Suessiales, Symbiodiniaceae.
CUCGAGAAACAGCUGCCUUUGGCUAGAAAUGCCAUGCGAAUCAUUUGGUGCUGUAUUUUCAUAUUCUGUGUACCUACGCACAGCUCAAUCAGCUCAGAGAUCUCAUGUGUCUCAAUGGUGCAGCGGCAAGCACUAGCUGUGGUUCCAGGCGGACGAAAGCCAAGACCCUGGGAAGUGAACAACUACAUAAUUGCAAAUUAUCACAAAGCUGGCGCAUUCCUAUCAGACAGCUUGACCAGGACCAUUCUUGAGAUUCUUGGCGCUCCAAAGGAAGUUUUUGGUCAUGUUGAGUAUCCGUGUUACAGCUCCGGGAGCGACAGCUUCUUGCAUCUUUGCCACAACAUGGAAGCACCCUUUUUGGUCUACACUGACGCCUUCAAUGCCUCUGUUGAAUCUGCAGAGCGCUUGAAAUCUGGAAGCAAAAAGCUGCUGGUGGCAGGUUUCGUGAGGGAUCCUUUAGAGAUGGUGGCAUCGGCUUAUUGCUACCAUCAUGCCGGUGAAGAGCUUGGCAACCAAAUGUUUCCCGUGAAAGAAAUCAUGCAAAUGGGUCCUGAAGAAGGCACUCAGGUGACAGCCACAGCUCUUUUGCCCUUGGCGGAAUGGAUGACCAGUGUGUUUGAAGACCCAGAUGAUGACACGCUUCGGUUGGAUUUCGAGGAUCUAACCAAGUCUUCUGCUAGAUUUGAUUCUGGAGUCCAGCGUUUGCUGAAUCAUUUCUUUGGUACCGGGACGGAUCUGAUCUCAAAGCAGGAACGCUUUCUGAUUGCUGAAAAAGCCAAGGUGUACGAUGCAAAUCGGAAUCCAGAAACUACGAGUGUAUACAUUAACUCUACCUUUCCAAGUGUCGAGCACAGCAGCGACCCUGUCUGCAAGAAAGCCGCGCAUUCAGCUUUGCAUAAAUCCUUGAACCCUGCACUCUUCGCGAGGUACCAGGAUCUACAGCGUCGCCUGGGCUACGCGGCUACCCAGUCUUAGAAGAAAGCGCCGUUCCGUGGACACGCCAUGAAUCAAAGUGGCAGGAACUGGUUGGUGGUGACUGGAACCAUGGACUUUUAUGACUUUCCUGGGUAAAAAAGACCUGGGUAAACCACUAUUAAGCAUCAUUAACCCUAGAAAAAUC